AUGGAGAUGCAGCAAGUGAUAGAAAUGCUGGCAAGAAUGGAGGCCAAGGCGGAAGCCAGACACAAAGAGCUGAUGGCCGAUUGGAAAGCCUGGGGGGAAGAGAGUAGAACCACCCACGAGAAGAUUGAGCCCCACCCAGAAGUGAUGCAGUCCAUACUGGAGCAUCGAGAAGUCCCCGUAGAAGACGCCCCGAGAAUACCGGCCGGAGAACCGAAGGAGAGGCGCAGGGACCAAGGACUGGCCGCGGAGCGCCGCCGCCAGAAACAAAGGGUUUGCAACGGGGAGAUCGUGGGCCCCACAAAAAAUUGGCCAGCACGCCGUGUGGAAGCGGCACGGCAGGAGGGAAACCGCAGGAAGACAUCCCGUCGCGCGACAGUGGCACGACGUUGGAGAAACGGCGUACUAGAGCGCAACUGGGAAUCCGUCAACGGAAGAUGUCAAGUAGCCCAGAUGCUUAUUCCUCGGAGCAGGGUGAAGGAAGUUCUGAGUGAACUACACGGUGGACCGUCAGGAGGUCACUUCGGUGUCAACAAAACUCUAAAUAAGGUCCGGCAGAGAUUUUACUGGCUCCAGUCGGAUGGCACGGUAGAACGCUACGUCAAAACCAUCGAGGAACACUUGCGGAAGAUCGUCGCAUCCCACCAGAGGGACUGGGAUGAGAGGCUACCCCUCUUUCUCCUAGCUUACAGAGCAUCCAUCCACGACACUACAGGCUUGACCCCUGCUAGCCUAGUAUUCGGACGAGAGCUCCGACUACCUUGCGACCUGCUGUUUGGGGUACCCCCUGGCAAAGAACUACCCGUAACCGAUUAUGCAGCGGACUUGGUGGAGCAUCUGCACGACAUCCACGAUUAUGCACGGAAGCACCUGAAGCUUGCCAGUGACCGGAUGAAAACUCGGUACGAUAAACUGGCCAAUUCCGCAGGGUACGAUGAAGGCGACAGAAUGGUCGUCCAUAUUGAAUAUUCUGUGGUUGAAUCCAUGAGUAAACGAUACUGA
Messenger RNA from Cryptotermes secundus, 999 nucleotides. RefSeq lists its product as uncharacterized. The record is from RefSeq and is a predicted model, not a curated record. Gene Ontology annotation, molecular function: nucleic acid binding. The coding region runs from base 1 to 999 and encodes 332 amino acids. The transcript is spliced from 3 exons. NCBI's taxonomy places the organism in Eukaryota, Metazoa, Arthropoda, Insecta, Blattodea, Kalotermitidae.